AUGCCUGGAACUUUGCUAAGCCCAGCAAAACUUGGCAUAGCUGUGGGUCUGGCCGGUGCCGCAUUUCUGGGCUAUUGUGUGUAUUUCGAUAACAAGCGUCGCAGUCAUCCAGAGUUUAGAAAGCAACUUAUCGAACGUCGGCGUCGCCGUAAUAAUAAAUCAGCCGAAUCCCCAGAUGAUGUGCCCAUACUAUCCGACCAAAAGUCAAUCGCACAAUAUUUUAUGCAGGAAAUCAAAAAGGGUGAACUGCUGCUAAGCCAGGGCGACCUCGAAGGCAGCGCCGAGCACUUUAUGAAUGCCAUUACUGUUUGUAACGCGCCAGGCAAACUGCUCAGCAUGCUGCAGACGUCGCUGCCAGUGCAGGCUUUCGAUUUACUUCUGAACAAGCUCAACAAGCUCAACAGCUACCAUAUGCAGACACAAAGGAUGCCAAACGCGUUAGAUGGCAUGGUAGUAGACGAUGGUAGCGUGGAGUAA
Drosophila busckii is the source of this 477-nucleotide messenger RNA. RefSeq names its product mitochondrial import receptor subunit TOM20 homolog (gene tomboy20). Gene Ontology annotation, cellular component: mitochondrial outer membrane; mitochondrial outer membrane translocase complex. The coding region runs from base 1 to 477 and encodes 158 amino acids. Gene Ontology annotation, molecular function: transmembrane protein transporter activity. Gene Ontology annotation, biological process: protein targeting; protein import into mitochondrial matrix; tRNA import into mitochondrion. The record is from RefSeq and is a predicted model, not a curated record. The transcript has a single exon. NCBI's taxonomy places the organism in Eukaryota, Metazoa, Arthropoda, Insecta, Diptera, Drosophilidae.